Molecule: messenger RNA, 1744 nt
Organism: Cicer arietinum (chickpea)
Lineage: Eukaryota; Viridiplantae; Streptophyta; Magnoliopsida; Fabales; Fabaceae
Product: geraniol 8-hydroxylase-like
Molecular function (GO): oxidoreductase activity, acting on paired donors, with incorporation or reduction of molecular oxygen; iron ion binding; monooxygenase activity
Source: RefSeq, a predicted model, not a curated record
UGCCAAUCAUCAAAAUCUCUUAACUGAUUCCACUAUAGUAGGCUAGCAACAUGCAUAUUUACUUGUCCCAAUUGAGUCCACAAAUGUAUUUUGCAACCACAAUGCUCUUCCUCAUAUUAACAUACAUUGCUAUAAACUUUCUUUCACAAUACUAUGCUAAUAGAAUUAAAAAACAAAAAUACAAUCUUCCACCAGGACCUUCACCUUUUACAAUUAUGUUAAAUGUUUUUGAAUUAGGAAAAAAACCACAAUACUCAUUAGCCAAAUUCUCAAAAAUAUAUGGUCCAAUAAUGCAUUUGAAAUUAGGCCAAUUAACAACUGUAGUAAUAUCUUCAGCAGAGAUAGCACAAGAAGUGCUUCAAACUUAUGAUCACUUUUUCUCAGACAGAACAAUUCCUCAAGCUGUAGCAGUUCUCAGCCAUGAUCAUUUUAGCUUACCAUUUAUACCAGUGAAUGAUCUGUGGAGAGAUUUAAGAAAAAUAUGCAAAAACCAAUUGUUUUCUGCUAAGACUCUUGAUGUUAGUCAUGAACUUAGACGUAAGAAGUUACAAGAACUUUUAUCUGAUAUAGAUAAAAGCAGCUUAAGUGGUGAAGCAGUAGACAUUGGAAAAGCUGCUUUUAAAACUUCAUUGAAUUUUUUAUCAAACACUUUUUUCUCUAUGGAUUUUGUUAACUCUGCAGGUGAAACUGAUGAAUAUAAAGGUAUAAUUGAAAAUCUUGUAACAGCAAUAGGAACACCAAAUUUGGUUGAUUUUUUUCCAAUUUUGAAGAUGGUUGAUCCACAGGGUAUAAGAGGAAUAUCAUCAACUUAUGUUGAAAAGUUGUUGGAUAUUCUUGAUUCCUAUAUUAUCAAGAGGUUGAAGUUAAGAGAAGAGGAAAAUCAUGUCACAAAUGAUGACAUGUUAGAUAAUUUGCUCAACGUUUCUCAAGAGAAUUGUCAAAAAAUGGACAACACCAAGAUUAAACAUUUGUUUCUUGAUUUAUUUGUUGCGGGUACCGAUACAACAUCCUACACAAUAGAACGAGCAAUGGCAGAACUAGUUCACAAUCAACAUGCAAUGUCAAAAGCUAAAGAAGAACUUGAUCAAAUAAUUGGUAUAGGAAAUACCAUUGAGGAAUCAGACAUAAUAAGACUCCCAUAUUUGCAAGCAAUAGUAAAAGAAACGUUACGUCUGCACCCAUCAGCUCCACUUUUGCUACCAAGAAAAGCCAAAACAAAUGUUACAAUUCAUGGAUACACUAUUCCACAAGGUGCACAAAUUCUAGUCAAUCAAUGGGCCAUGGGAAGGAACCCAAAAAUUUGGGUCAAUCCAACUUUGUUUUCACCUGAAAGAUUUUUGGGGUCCGAAAUUAAUUUCAAGGGACAAAAUUUUCAAUUGACACCAUUUGGUAGUGGGAGAAGAAUAUGUCCUGGCAUGCCACUUGCAAUUAGAAUGUUGCAUACUAUGUUAGGAUCAUUGAUUAAUUCCUUUGAUUGGAAAUUGGAAAGUGGAGAUAGAGACAUUGAUCAACCCUUGCGAGCUAUUCCAUUUAGAGUAAACAAGGUGUACCAUGCAAUAUAGUAUAGUAGUAUAUAUAUAUUUAUGUUAUAUAAGGACACUCUUUGUGACCGACUGAAAUAAUUAGUGUUCCAAAUUGUGAACUUAAUUUCCUAUAAUUAAGUACAUGUACUUCAUAUAUAUUAUAUAAUUUAUAGCCAAUAGUUGUGUUUGUAAGCAACUAAGACACAUUAGAUUUUUUAUAA